Molecule: messenger RNA, 1788 nt
Organism: Ostreococcus tauri
Lineage: Eukaryota; Viridiplantae; Chlorophyta; Mamiellophyceae; Mamiellales; Bathycoccaceae
Product: DNA-repair protein, UmuC-like, N-terminal
Exons: 1
Coding region: 1-1788 (595 amino acids)
Biological process (GO): response to radiation; error-prone translesion synthesis
Cellular component (GO): nucleus; site of double-strand break; replication fork
Molecular function (GO): damaged DNA binding; DNA-directed DNA polymerase activity
Source: RefSeq, a predicted model, not a curated record
AUGCGCGCCGACGUCAGAGUCGUCGCCCACCUCGACCUGGACGCGUUUUACUGCCAGGUGGAGCGCGCGGCGCACGGAAUCGACGUCAACGUCCCGCUCGUCGUCGCGCAGUACGAUCCAUUCGAACGCGGUGGCGUGCGAACGCGUGACCAGGGCGCGCGACGGAUCCUUCGGGAUGGAUUGGAGCGACACUCUCUCAUCGCGGUGUCCUACGAGGCGCGCGCGCGUGGGGUGAAGCGGAACAUGCGGGCGAUCGACGCGCGGCGCCUGUGCGGCGACGGCGCGGUGGUGGUGCAGGUGCCGACGCGACGGAGUAAGGCGGAUUUGACGGCGUACAGACGAGCGGGGGCGGCGGUGGCGAGAAUACUGAGCCGGGGGGGGGUGAUGGAGCGCGCGAGCAUCGAUGAGGCGUACUUAGAUCUCACGGCGAACGCGCGAAGGACGCUCGCGGAGACGGAGUGGCGCGAGGUGUUGGCGACGGCGAGGAAGGCGCACGUCGCGGGCGCGGCGCCCAUCGGGGGGAAGGGAUUCGUGAGUAAGGCGAGUUUACGAGCUGGGUCCGCGGAUGGGCCGCAAGCCGCCGUGGAGGCGUGCGCGGCGUCGACGAGUGGUGUCACGGAUGAGAAGACGGAGAAAGAGUUGGAGAAAGAGACGGAGGCCGAACCCGUGGACGAGGAAGAGGAACGCAUGCGAAAUUACCGACCUCGUCCACCUGAUGAGGCGUCACUGGCGUGGUGGGAUCGCGAGGAGAGCGCGUGGGGAGAGACCGAGAAGCUCCUCGCGGCUGGUGCCUACAUUUGCCACAAUUUGAGAAAGGCGUGCGUGGACGAAUUGGGGUACACAUUGAGCGCGGGAAUAGCCACGAACAAAAUGCUCGCCAAGCUCACGAGCGGAAUGAAUAAACCGGCGUCGCAGACGGUGCUUUGCCCCGAUCACACCGAGGCCUUGUUGGCAGAGCUGCCGAUCGAUCGAAUUCGCGGUUUGGGCGCCAAGUUUGGUCGCGAACUCGUCGAAGGGCUCGACGUGAAGACGAUCGGCGAGCUCGCACGCACACCCAUUCGUAAGCUGGAGGAAAUAUGCGGCGAAGAACGAGCGCAGUGGGUGCGAAAGGUUUCACUCGGCCAGGACGAUGAUCCGGUGAAAGAGCGCGAGAUGCCGAAGAGCAUCGGCACUGGGAAAACGUUUCGAGGCGCUCUGGCAAUUCGUUCGCUCGAGUCCGCGAAAAAAUGGCUCGCCGAGCUCGCCGCCGAGCUCAACGAUCGAUGUGAAGACGAUCGCGACGAGUGGAAUCGCGAGCCCAAGCUCUUGACGCUCGGUCUGUCUUCGCCAGACGAGUUGAACACGAACAGCGGGCAUUGUUCGCGACGGUGUCCGAUGCGACUGGGCGCGGAUGAGAUCACCCAAGACGCCCUAGCGCUCAUAUCGAAAUGGUCGAGCGGUCGAUCGGACUGGUCGAUCACCGGCAUGUCCGUCUCGGCGUCGAAUUUCGUGACCCUCGAGCGGGAGAGUGGCGACGUAGCAGAGAUGUUGAAGAAUGCGAAGUCAACAACAGGCUCAAGGCUCGCGACGCCGGCGGCAAGUCCGAUCAAGGCGGAUCAAAUCGAUGCCUCUGUGUUAGCCGAGCUGCCGGAAGAAAUCCAACGCGAGAUUCGAGCGUCGAUGAGGGGUGAAACGAGUCACAGAGGCAACCGCGCAGCUGCCGGAAGCGCGCUCCUCGGCAAACGAAAAGGCGGCGUCGGCGCCGGUCAGAAAAACUCAAUCACGAGCUACUUUGGGAAGAAGACGUGA